Molecule: messenger RNA, 1263 nt
Organism: Symbiodinium sp. CCMP2592
Lineage: Eukaryota; Dinophyceae; Suessiales; Symbiodiniaceae
Source: the annotation of a GenBank genome assembly
AUGGUCGGCAAGUGCGAGGUGCAGCCACGAACUGCCGAGGAGAUGCAGCAGAUACCGCCUGGAGAGUCCUGGAAUUGCGCUGUGAAGAUCGAGAAGUGUCGCUGGCUUGAGAGAGAGGGCAAGGAUUCGCUGGGCGAAGGUGAGGAAAGCUUCGGGGAGGGACGACCGUUCCCUCAUCUUGGAUCAUACAACCGCCACGACAGAAUCAAGAAGGCCGCAUACCUCUUACUGGAAGCGCAGAAGGCCAGUGCAGAGCAGAAGCAAUUUUUCGAGACUUGGCUGAAGAUUGUCUUUGAUGAGGCAUGCCCAGUUUCGUCGGAAGGAGCGGCGCAGCUAAGAGUUCCCACGGACAUAGAAUCCUUUGAGCUGAGCAUCAAAGCUCCGAAGGAGCUGAUGUUAAGGCUCGCAAACCGGUUUCUUGAAGCUUGCAAAGUUCCGGAUCUACGUAUGCUGCAGCAGUUUGCACAGCUGCAGUGGGAGAAAGAGGAUGUUUCCGAAGUGUCCCUAUGGUGCAGGCUGAAGCGCUUGGGGAGUUCUUGCCCAGGUGUGGAUGCUGGUUUUCACUUGGACCAUUCCUUGGAGUGGCUUGUCACGGACAUUGUUGUGCCAAAGAGUGAGGACCAGGCAAACUUGCGCAACAACGCCAUGUCACAUCGCCUUGUGCCCUUCGCGUACGGUGCGUCCUUGCUUCCCAUUGAGCCCGAGUCCUCUUUGACUUUCGACAUGGAGACAGGAUCCAUGAAGUCUUCGAUCCUUUCCGCCCUUUUCAUGUUUGGUGCCAUGGGCUUUGCUAAGCCCGAAGAUCUAGGUUUGACUGCGAUCACCCACGUAGAUGCUAUGAAGUGCUAUUUGCUUGCAGCGCUCGGUCCAAAGGGGUUAACCCGAAUGGCCCUGCGAUUUGAAAAGCCUCAGGCGUCUUGCGUUUCCGACCUCACAUCUGCAUGCAAUAUUCCAAUGCUGACCAACGUGAUCAACGACCUGGAGAUUGAGCUGGACAAGACGCCCGGCUUUGUCGAGUAUGCAGCUGAGAUGAGUGGCUGCGUGGGAAUGUGCGUGGGCCUCUGCAAGAAACCCAUGCAGCGAAUGUUCGGAGAGGUUCUGGGAAUGCCGCUUUCCAUGGAGCCAAACAUGGAGGACUUGAGCUGCACGAUGGUCUUUGGCAAAGACCCAGAACCAUGGGGGCAGGAUGAUCUGCAAAAGCAGCCGUGCUUCAAGUCUUGUGCCACAGCCAGGAUGACCGGAGCUUGCCCAAAGCUGUCUUGA